Molecule: messenger RNA, 2950 nt
Organism: Caenorhabditis elegans
Lineage: Eukaryota; Metazoa; Nematoda; Chromadorea; Rhabditida; Rhabditidae
Gene: lev-10
Product: CUB domain-containing protein
Source: RefSeq, marked reviewed
AUAACACUCUUAUUCUCCAUAUUACGUGUUCCCUGAUGAAAUGAAUGAAUAUGCAUUUGAUCUACCUAUUCCUACUGUCCAUAUUCGUUUCCAAGGCAGACGGUAAUAGUAGAAAAACUAUUUUUCAAUGCGAUCAACACUUUGACGAGUCUCAACCGGAAGGUGUCAUCGAGUUCCCGAGCCUGCCGAAGCAGUUGGCGUUGAGCCAUGGGGUGAACAACUCGAAACCAGAGCAGCAAUAUAAUUUGCAAUGUGUAUACACGUUUGUUGCGGGAUCGAGGCAGCGUGUAAGGCUCGAAUUCGACCAUUUUCUCCUAUCGGGUAGUUCUGAGAACUGUGAUAUAGAAUAUGUAGAUAUUUACUCUGAAGUCGAGUCGGUCGACGAGGAUAUUCUCUCAUCCGCACUCGGAGGUCGCUACUGUGGUACUGUGGCGCCUCACGUUAGAAUCAGCCUACGACGCGUCAUGAAACUCGUUUUACAUUCCCGUUCGACAAAUCAUGAGGAUAAUCAUGGAUUUCGAGCCAAAUAUUCGUUUAUUCCAGAAGACAAAUUCAUUGCCGGGGAGCCAGUUGGCGGCAAAAAGUGCAGCUUCAUAAUCGACUCUUCCGAUCGUAAAAUCGGAACCCUCUACUCACCAACCUACCCCGGCACUUAUCCCCACAAUAUGCACUGCUCCUACCUGAUGAAGGCAGGAAGAGGCGAACGAAUCCGUCUCUUUUUUACUGAUUUUGAUAUUUUCUUUGGCGGAGAGCACUGCCCUUACGAUAGUGUCACGAUAUUCGACGGUCCGACACCUGCGUCGCCGAUUAUUCGGAAAGUUUGCGGGUUGCAGCAGAGGAUGGAGGUGUACUCAAUGGGUAAUAGCUUGCUGAUCCAUUUCAAUACGACACAUCCAGCAAAGUCGGAUCCGAGGGGCUUCAUCAUGGACUACGAGUUCUCCACGAGAUUCGUCAACAUUGACAAGCUUCUCAACAAGCAGCGUGGUGUUACCCACAUCCGGGGUACAGAGUGUGACGUUCGAGUUGAGAGCAAUCGAGAGACGUUCCACACGAUUUCCAGCCCUAAUUACCCCGAAGUCUAUCCAGCCAACACCACCUGCACCUACAUCAUUCAUGGACUUCAGGGAGAGCAGAACCUGGAGAAGGUUAUACUUACCUUUGAUUCUAUAGCGGUUCUGUCGUUUGAUACCUCACCUGCCACAGCCCCACCAUCAGCUGACAUCGAUGACAUUGCAUGCCCGAGUGCGUGGGUGGGAAUCGCAAUCGGAGAAGGAAAUAUGAAAGCUGUGAUGUCAUCAACUGACGAUUCUACCUUUGAUGUGACACUUUGUGAGCGGAUCCCCCCGAAUUCUCCACUCCUCGGGCCGUAUAUCAGUGAAGGCCCCAGGAUGGUCAUGCAAUUCGGAAGUACUGAGACAAGGGAUGAUAAUAUCUCGCCGAUUGGGUUCAAGGCGACUAUCGAGUUUAAGACGGACUUUGGUGUUACUGGAGAGUCGCUGGGAACUUCCAAUGAGUGCAAGUUCCGAUUUACCUCGUCUACUGGGUUUUUCAACAGUCCCAGGUAUCCUGCUAAUUACCCCCUCGACACAAACUGCACCUACUACAUCGUUGGUCAGCCUGGAAAGGAAAUUCUACUGCACUUUGAGCAAUUCGCGCUCAGCGGGAACACCGACAACAAUUGUAAUGACUAUUUGGAUGUGUAUGAUGUAUUUGUGAAGAAUGGGAAAGAGGAGCUGCGACGGAAAGAAAGAUACUGUGCGGACACCUUCCCAGGACCUUCUGUAUCUGCAUUCGGGUCGCAUGAGAUGAGAGUAGUGUUCACCUCGGGGUCAAGUGGUACUGCGAAUGGGUUCAAGGCGUUGUUCGAGAUACGGACUGCGAGGAAGGAGGAUGUACCGAGGGGAGAAGCCCAUAUCCGACGUGGAGCCUACCGCUGCGGUUCAGUUAUCAAUUCGACUUCUGAGAAGCCCAAUGGCCUUAUCAUCUCCCCGAAUUACCCUGUUAAAUACAACAAGGAUGUUCAUUGUGACUGGCAGAUUAAUGUUAAGGAAGGAUACCAGGUUCUCCUGAAGAUGGAAGCGAUUGAUGUGGAAGGAGAGAUGACGUCAAAUGGUGCGAGUUGUCAGAAGGCCGUGAUUCGGGUUGAUGGAGGGCCUAGAUCAGAGUACUGUGGGACCAAGAGGGAGUUCUUCGAAGCCUAUCUAUCCCCGAGUAACUCUGUGAGGAUAAGCUUCUUAACAGCACCGGACAAAGUGAACGGCCUGAAGGGGUUCAAUCUGUCGUGGACCGAGGUGAAGAAUCUCAGUGGGAAGGAUGAAAAUGUUUGUAAAUCGGAUUCGCUGUACUUGUGCACUUAUUCGAAGCUGUGCAUUGACGCCAAGCUGAGGUGCAAUGGGCUUGAUAAUUGUGGAUAUGGAGUUCAGGAUGAUACUGAUGAACAGCAUUGUCAAAACUACUCUCCACGGACGUUCUACACGGCGAAGUUCAUGGCAACAUCCUCUUCUGCUACAGUUGCUUUAACAAUUCUAAUAAUCGUAAUGCUUGUGCUUCCUGCAAUACUUUGUGCUCACUAAAAGAGAAAACCGGCGAUCGGACGGUGGUGAUUGCGGCGGUGUUCUGCGGUAUAACAUUUGUGCUCAUUUGCAUAUUCUUCUUGUAUUUGUUCAAGAAAAAGCUGGAGCGGAAGAAGAAGUCGAAACGGAAAAACGACACGAAGCAUCGGCAACGGCAACCAUACCGGCAGCAGAGGCCAAUGCACAAGCAGCAUUGCGAUUCUUCAGAAUUAUCGCCACCGGCCACCAGUCGAUUCGUUCAUCAUGACGCAACGGGAAUGAUGCCACCAAUUCAGUUACAUCAGAUUGGGAGUUCAUCGCGUGAUAUGUAUGCUUAGUAGUGACUAUUAUAUAUUUGGAGUGUAUUAAAAUAAAAUAAACUAUUUUGUAAUAAUGGU